Trichosurus vulpecula (common brushtail) is the source of this 2320-nucleotide messenger RNA. RefSeq names its product ring finger protein 166 (gene RNF166). NCBI's taxonomy places the organism in Eukaryota, Metazoa, Chordata, Mammalia, Diprotodontia, Phalangeridae. The transcript has 6 exons. Gene Ontology annotation, molecular function: ubiquitin protein ligase activity. The coding region runs from base 161 to 913 and encodes 250 amino acids. The record is from RefSeq and is a predicted model, not a curated record. Gene Ontology annotation, biological process: protein polyubiquitination; ubiquitin-dependent protein catabolic process.
GAUUUAGGACGCGCGGGGCGGGGCGGGCCGGAGCCGGAGACCGGGACGGGGACCUAGACUGAGCCCGAGCCCGAGCCCGAGCCCGAACCCGAGGGGCGGACUGGGAGCUAGCGGAGCCGGCGUGCCGGAGCCGGCUGGCGGGGGCGGGCCGGGCCCUGCCAUGGCGAUGUUUCGCAGCCUGGUGGCCUCGGCGCAGCAGCGGCAGCACCCCCCGGCCGGAGCCCCCGCGAGCGCUCCGCAGCCCCCGGCCGGGCCCGGCGCCGGAGGCGAGAGCGGCCUGGAGGCCCAGUACAGCUGCCCCAUCUGCCUGGAGGUCUACCACCGGCCCGUGGCCAUCGGCAGCUGCGGACACACAUUCUGUGGGGAGUGUUUGCAGCCAUGUCUCCAGGUGCCAUCUCCUCUCUGCCCACUCUGCCGAAUGCCCUUUGACCCAAAGAAAGUGGACAAAGCCUCCAAUGUGGAAAAGCAGCUGUCAUCCUACAAGGCUCCAUGCCGGGGCUGCAGCAAGAAGGUGACUCUUGCAAAGAUGAGGUCGCACAUUUCUUCCUGCAUGAAGGUCCAAGAGCAGAUGGCCAACUGUCCCAAGUUUGUCCCGGUUGUGCCAACAUCCCAGCCCAUUCCCAGCAAUAUCCCAAACAGAUCCACCUUUGUGUGUCCAUACUGUGGAGCCCGCAAUCUGGACCAGCAGGAGCUGGUAAAGCACUGCAUGGAGAAUCACCGCAAUGACCCCAACCGAGUGGUCUGCCCCAUCUGUUCAGCUAUGCCCUGGGGUGACCCCAGCUACAAGAGCGCCAACUUCCUGCAGCACCUCCUCCAUCGACACAAAUUCUCCUACGACACCUUUGUGGACUACAACAUCGAUGAAGAAGCUACGUUUCAGGCCACCCUGGCGCUGUUCCUGUCUGAGAACUGAAGGCAACCUUGGCUGGGUCCAAACCCAAAUCUGUGGUCAAAAGUCACCUUUUCCACAUGGAGGGACAAGAGGCUUGCUCAUUCUUCAGCAUUCCCUAGUUAGGCCCUACCGUCACCUUUAUUUCAAUUGCACCUUUCUUAACAAGGUGGAAUCUUUAUUCCUUGCACAAGGAGAGCAGGCCAACCCCAGGGGCCAGUCCUCAGUGCUGUCCCGUGGGUGGGAAAAGAUUGAUGCACCUUUUACCAGUUCAAAGGUUCAGUCUAAGUGAGGACUUUCACCUCUCUUCUGGGUUGUUUGGUGUUUGGAGACCCAGAUGAUCCCUAGAGGGCAGCUGAGUAGAGGGAGAAAUGUUUGGCUCUGCAAAAUCAGAGCAACCUUGAGUUCUUUUCUCUCUAAACAGUGGUUUGGCUUUCAUGCUUCUUAAGAAUUCAUGGAGAGCCCUGACUCUAUCAUUGUUGAUCCAGACAGGUUAAACUUGAAGGGAGUUGGAGAGGUGGGAGAGACUGAAAGAGAAACUUAGCUGAAGACCUGAACAGGAGGAAUGUUUCCUAAGCCUCAUCCUGACACCUGGCAUUCAGUAAAGUUUCCACCUUGCUCAUUUGGUACCAGCUUUUGUGAUACUUAGAGAUUCUGGCAUUUUUCUAUAUUAACCAGUGGGAUAACUUUUUCACAUUUUAUAGAGUGAGGAAAAAAGCAGAUACUCUUCCUAUUGCAAUAUCUGUGUUUGACUAGGCAUAAUAGUAUUUUUAUGGAACAUUUAAAAAAUCAUAUUUUUUUAAAAAAAAUUCAAAAAGAAACCUAGUAUAGGAUCAGCAUAGGGGGAGUGACAGGGAGCCUGGGGAAGUCAGAACCAAAACUGGAAUUCGAAGGGGUUUUUCCACUCGUGCUUGUGUGAUUUUGAGGUGGCCACGUUCAUUAGAUUAUUUCUAUAUUUUUAAGGUUUUCGUUGUGUCUGUUUACCUUUUGCUAAUAAAAGAGACUCCCAGCCCCUUGUGCAAGCAGUGACGCUGCUGGGGUGUCAGGUUCUGGGGCCCAGAUGCAUCUGUACACAGUGGAAACAGCAGAGUUUCUCCCAGGCUUGGGAGAAGACUAGAGCAGAAGGGAGACUGGAGAAGAGGUGCCUCCCUGGCCCCUUUUAUCACCUUCCCAAAGAGAUGACUGGAAUUUGCUCCUCAGGCAGAGGCUUGGGGGCAGCCUCACUGAAGGACAGGGUCUCGGGCUCUGUAGCAUCCCACAGAGCCAGGCCCAGGGGAGCAAUGUGGAGCUGUGGACCAUCUUCCCUGGCCAGUACUUGGGCUCAGCUUUGGGGCUUGGGAAGAAGGUUGUCCAGCUUUCUGGUUUGUUUAAUAAUAUAAAUUAUUGUUGUCUUUUUUAAAAAAUAAAAUAAAAAGUUUCAGAGCAUCUGCA